Messenger RNA from Musca vetustissima, 2294 nucleotides. RefSeq names its product SWI/SNF-related matrix-associated actin-dependent regulator of chromatin subfamily A-like protein 1 (gene Marcal1). Lineage: Eukaryota; Metazoa; Arthropoda; Insecta; Diptera; Muscidae. Gene Ontology annotation, molecular function: ATP-dependent chromatin remodeler activity; ATP binding. The record is from RefSeq and is a predicted model, not a curated record. The transcript is spliced from 7 exons. Gene Ontology annotation, cellular component: nuclear replication fork. Gene Ontology annotation, biological process: replication fork processing; DNA repair. The coding region runs from base 1 to 2283 and encodes 760 amino acids.
AUGUCAUGUUCAGCAGCAGAAAUUGCCGAAAAGAAGCGUAUAGCGCUCGAAAAGUUGAAAGCCAAAAAGGCUGGGCUGACAAGUACAACCAACAACAACAACACUAAUAGCAACAAACCAGCGCCACCGCAAACAAUACUACUUCCAUCUGCACCAUGUAAACCUGUCACGGCUGCGGCUCCUGUUAGUUCCGGGGCUCCCGUUACUGCUGCUCCAAGAAUUGAAAACAAGGCAUCCUCUUUCUUGAACGCAAUGAAGGGAAGCAACAUAUUCAAGCAACGCCAAGAACAACAACAUUCAGCUCGUGAUGCAGCCCAUCCUUACAAAAGACCUUCUAAUGAAGGAAUGGGGAAUUUUUAUAAAAGGAAGUCACUUGAUGCGAGCAAUGAGAAACCGAAUGUUCAGAAUGGAGGACCAGCCAACACAGUGGCCCAACCACAGAAAAGUGUAGCACCAGUAUUUCUAAAUUCUGUCAGUUGUAAAGUUGCAAUGAUCAGCGCCCAGCGAUUCGAAGUUCAGCCAUCUAGCUUUCAUAAUAAACUUAUUGAGGUCUUUAAAAGUAUACCUUCGAAAUCGUAUGAUCCUAAAACUCGUUAUUGGAAUUUUGGCCUGUCCGAUUAUAAAUUGUUGCAAGAACGUGUUAAUAAUUUAAAGCCAGAUAUCGUUAUGGGUGUUAUACCCAAAUCAAUUUUGAAUUUGUGUUUAACGCCACCAAAAGAAGCCGACACAUCAUGUUUGGAGUCCUUGGAACCAAAGUUGGCGGAAAAACUUAUGCCAUUUCAAAGGGAAGGUGUGUGUUUCGCUAUUUCCCAGAAUGGCCGUUGUAUGAUAUGUGAUGAAAUGGGUUUGGGUAAAACCUAUCAAGCUAUUGCUGUUGCCGAUUUCUAUAGAGAAGAUUGGCCACUUUUUAUAUGUACUACGGCAUCAACUCGAGACUCGUGGGCUAAUCAUAUUCGUGAUCUUUUACCAUAUGUACCUGUACAUUACAUACAAGUCCUCAAUUCAAAUCAACAAUAUAUUGGCGAUUGUAAAGUUCUCAUUACCAGUUACAGCAUGAUGGAAAGAAAUAUUCAACAAAUCACCGACCGUAAAUUUGGGUUUUUAAUUUUUGAUGAAUCGCACAGUUUGAAAAAUCCAAAGGCAAAAUGUACAAUGGUGGCUGAUCGUUUGUCACAGCAAGCUAAACAUGUAAUUUUGCUAUCAGGAACACCUGCCCUAUCGAAACCAGUAGAACUUUUUAGUCAGUUGCAAAUGAUAGAUCGAAAAUUCAUGAGCUAUAUUGAUUUCACAACCCGCUAUUGUGAUGGUAAGCAAACGAAUUUUGGUUGGGAUGCAAAUGGCCAGUCUAAUCUAAAGGAACUAAAUGUUGUACUGAAACUUAAGUUUAUGAUUAGAAGAACCAAAGCUGAAGUUCUGAAUGAUUUGGCAGAAAAAUUCAGAGAAACUGUUGUAUUAGAUCCCGCUCUUGUUUGGCCAAGUGAUGAAGUCAAAGAGUCAUUAAAUACAGUUGCCAAAACCUUACAAAGCUGUAAAGGUCAGGAACGAGAACAAAUUCUAUUGCGAUUUUAUGCACAAACUGCUGAAGUAAAGACAAAAGCUGUAUGUGCCUACCUUAAACAACAAGUAAAGGAACCAAAGAAAUUUAUAGUUUUUGCUCAUCAUCGUGUUAUGCUGGAUGCUAUUUGUGAUUGUCUGCGAAAGCUCAAAGUGAAUUUUAUUCGCAUAGAUGGUGCGACAAGAAAACAGGAUAGAGGUGAAUUUAUUGAUACAUUCCAAAAGAAGCCAUCGUGUAAAGUGGCAGUGUUGUCGCUGGGUGCAUGUAAUUCCGGUAUAACAUUGACUGCAGCUGAGCUAAUCUUGUUUGCAGAAUUAACAUGGAAUCCAAGUACAUUAGCUCAGGCCGAAAGCAGAGCCCAUCGUAUUGGUCAACUGAAUCCAGUAACAUGUCGUUAUUUAAUGGCAGCAAAAACCGCAGAUGAUCAUAUCUGGAAUAUGCUCAAAGCGAAACAAGAUGUUCUCAAUAAAGCUGGUAUUUUUUGUGAAAAUCUUCAAGAUGCUACACACACCAUAGCACCAACUACGUCAAAUAAAAUUGAAAAAUAUUUUUCUCCUUCUAAACCUACAAACGCAACCUCUUCAACUUCGCUAAACGAUGAGUUGUGCAAAAAGACUGCUACCUCAAAGUCAACAGUAGAUAAUUUAGAUAUAAGUAAAGAAAUUGCAAAUAUUGAAGAUUUCUUUCAGGACGAAGAUGAUGAUGCUUUUAAGGAUAUUUUAUGUUGAUUGUUAAUAUA